AUGCGCUUCUGGUGGCCGGACUGGCACUCCGAGCGCUCGCCGUUCAGCGACAGCGAGUGCUCGACGGACGACCACUCCAGUCUCGCCAGCGACGGGUCGUUCUACGACGCGUCGUCUGACGCGGAGACUGGGGUGGAUUUUGACCAAUCGCCGUCCUCCAUCCUCGAUGACACGCAACUCGUCAUCGGGGAUAGGACGGCUGCAAAUCUGAUGCGCCCGUUCCCGGAACGUUGCGCAGUCCCUAUCCCACUUGAAGUGGGACCAUACGGGAUGGGACGAGCCGACGUGGGACAGGUGCAUCCAGGGAUUUUUGGCGCCCCCGUUUUCGGCCCCGCCGAUGGCGAAAAUGGGCCGCGAACGCCGCCACUUCGGGCCACGUGUUCGGAACACGCCUCGCCCCUGGCCCUGCAAAUGCCUGCGCGCGGCGACGUCCCUGGCGCGCGCGCGAAAGCCCGGUCUCCGGUCCCGACAUUGGGUACCGUCGACGACCGGGGAGAGGCUCGGCGACACCCCGUUGGUACCGGUGAAGGUACCUUCGGGCCUAUACUUGGCUUAAGUAUAGGAGUCGCCGUGGCUUCUCGAAACGCGCAACAACACGCGCGGACGGCCACGGAUCAAGAUGGCGCAGCGUGCGUCGGCCCGUUCGGGGCCUCAAGCACACCGCUCGCCGCCUCCUCCGCGCGCCGUUUGGCUUCCCCCGCCUCGCAGGACGCUCCCGCCGCUGCCGUGGCCUUGCAGGAUGGAGAUGCGAUUGUUGGCAUACCCGGCAGGGCGGGCGUUACGCUGCCCGACCGGGUAUCGCUGACACAAGGACAAGGACUGCAGAGCGACGGCUCCCCGGGCGCAAGCAUGCGGCGCCCGGGUACCAAGACGUGCACCAAGGGCAUCUACACGUUGCGGAGCGCCCUCCCAGACGUGGGAGCGGCCCAAGACACUGCGAGCGAUGAUGUUGGGCCCGGCAGGGCGGCAAGUAUGCUGCCCGACCGGGUCCAGCAUGGACAUCUACAGAGCAUCGGCUCCCCGGGUGCCCACAUGCAGCCCCCGGGUCCAGACGCGUGCGCUACGGUUCCCCCCGCCCUCCCGCUCGCUCCGGAAGCCCCCGCCGCCGCUCGAGACCCCGCGAUUGUUGCUCCUCCACCCGGCAGGGCGGCACGCAUGCUGCCCGACCGGGUGCAGCUCGGGUCCGCGCUCGUAGCUGCAACGGCUCGCGCACUGGGUGCCUUCCAAGGCCCCAGCGACCCAGAGGAUAGCGAAAACAGCGACGGCGGGCCCCCCGACGACGACACUGCCUCCUCGAUGGACGACGACGCUGCCUCCUCCUCAAGUGAUGACGACCGGCUCGGACAUGUAGCUACGGAGCUGCCUGCCCGAGCUGGAUACACUGCAGUGGGCACGGCCCUUCCUAUGGGGAUGCACGACGCCUCUCACGAGGCCGUGUCCACUGCAGCAUCCGUAUAUGUCACAUGUUUACAGGUUUGUGACGACCAGCUCGGCGGGCAGACACCCAUGCAGCCCGACCGAGCUGGGUAUGCCUCUUCGCUGCCACACGGCAGCGCGACGCUUGAUUUCGAUGCACAAUUCUUGCAAGACGAAGAGAGCAAGCGUGGCGAGGACGACGGUCGCCAGGGUCGCUGCCAAGCUGCACCACAGCCUGCGACCGGUCAGCAGGACCCUGUGCUGGCAGUGUACGCACAUAACGCCCCCACAUUUCAUUGCACGUUGUGUGUGUACACUGCUUGCGAUAUGGCAGCGCUGGCCUGUCACCGACGAACCCCCCACCGUGGCACCUGCUUCGUGGACCGCUUCCACAGCGGGUGCAUGUGUGGGCUUGGACAUAGGACACGUGCAGCGGCUACGAAACAUGCCUUGGGCUGCCGUGACAGUCCGUCCUACGCGCCCCCUGCUGCACGUGCUCCUCCCGGUUCGUCGCCUGAACUCUCUCGUUCUCGUCCCGUGUGUGCGGUCUCGCACGAAGAGGUGGUCCUUCCACCUACCGGGACCCUCUUUGCGGUGGCGUCUGCGGCAGCAGCAGCUGCAUCAAGCCGCACUGUAGCCACAGACGUUGCCCACCAACAGAGCGCCGUACCUACCGCUCUCGCUUCCGCCGGGCACCAGCAUGUCCCCCCCAUGUGGUGCCCAUCGCUGUCACAGCGUGAAGUCCGGGUCGCUGGCAAACGCCGCCGCCUUGAUGACUUGGAAGCAGCGUUUCCCGACCUGGAUGAGCUCAUGGAUGACGCUAGUGUGGAUACAGGCCCACUGCUGGGCCGCGAUGAAGACAUGCACGGCAAUGAUAUCGUGCUUGCAGCUAGGGAUACGGCACGAUCGACUCGAUGUGGGCCUCGUCAUCAUGCAGUGGACGCAGCAGCCAUCACUACGCCGCCGACUGGUGUGCGUGUAACCCUGGCUCCGGCAGUGCGACGACCGCUGACUCCCGCUGCAUCCGGUACUCGUGCCACGCGGUGGGGGCCACGUCACUGCGCGAUCGGGGCCGCGGCGGUUGCCCACCUUGUCACUGGCGAGACGACUGUUCCAGCGCCCACUGCUCGGCCCCCACUGCCAGCUGCACCUCGACGAGCGACGACACGUUGGGGACCUCGCGUCGUGGUGACGGUGCCUUCCACAGGGCGCCGAACCUACUUACGGCGGACUUCCUCCUCCGUUGGCAGGGUGACUGCUGUGGAAGGUGCUCCGGCCCCUGUCCCUACGGCCCCGCCGCCUACGCCUGCACCACGUCCCGCAAGUCCGUCCCCAUCAGUGGAAGCGACGGCUGGUGUGGCCGAGACCGAGCCAUGGCUUCUGCGUUUCGACGGUGCAUGCCGAAGGAACCCUGGCCAAGGCGGCGCUGGUGCGGCUCUCUUUGACUCGAGUGGCACCGUGGUGUGGACGUGCUCACACUUUCUCCCCGCCAGCAGUGAAACGAAUAACACUGCUGAGUACACAGCUCUGCUGGUGGGGGUCCAGAGCGCAGUCCACCAUGGUGCCACACGAUUGCUCGUCGAAGGUGAUAGCAACCUGGUGCUGGCUCAGGUACGCGGAUCGUUCGGCUGCAACAACCGACGGCUUAGGCGCUUGCGAGGUCAAGUGCGAACGGAGUUGGCUCGCCUUGACUGGCACCAACUGCGGCAUAUCGACAGGAGCGUCAAUGCCCACGCCGACCGUCUUGCUAACCGUGCACUUGACCUCCGACGCACCGCCGUCGAGUUUGGCCUCAUUCUAGCGUCAUGGAUAGCUGCUUUAUCCUGGAUUCCUCUCCACCGGCUGCUACACCGGUAG
Peronospora matthiolae is the source of this 3273-nucleotide messenger RNA. The record is from the annotation of a GenBank genome assembly. NCBI's taxonomy places the organism in Eukaryota, Oomycota, Peronosporomycetes, Peronosporales, Peronosporaceae.